This is a messenger RNA of Juglans microcarpa x Juglans regia, 2528 nucleotides long. Its product is annotated as DNA cross-link repair protein SNM1. Gene Ontology annotation, biological process: interstrand cross-link repair; double-strand break repair via nonhomologous end joining; protection from non-homologous end joining at telomere. Bases 108 to 2312 code for a protein of 734 amino acids. The record is from RefSeq and is a predicted model, not a curated record. NCBI's taxonomy places the organism in Eukaryota, Viridiplantae, Streptophyta, Magnoliopsida, Fagales, Juglandaceae. The transcript has 10 exons. Gene Ontology annotation, molecular function: 5'-3' DNA exonuclease activity; protein binding; damaged DNA binding.
AAUUCCGAUCUGCCUUGGCCCGCGGACCAAAAUUCAAAAGCGGUCGCUAAACCCGCUCGCCACAUUGCGCUAUAUCUUGUCUCCUCCAAGGCCACCGUGCCGCAUCAAUGGCAUCUCGUUCUGAAACCUUCGCAACAUCGGACAAUGACGACGACAACGAUUUCCAGAUCCCUCCCGCCCAAACAACGACUAAAAGCACCCAUCCCGGCAGAUCUCUCAUAAGCUCUCGAAGACCUCUCAAGUCCUCCAAUUCCAACUUCUACUCAUCCAAGAAGCUGAAGCGCUCCGGCAAAGAGAACGUACCGGAAUCCACCUCCUCGGCCCACAUUAAGGAAUCACAAUCCGAUACGCCAUCGUUGCAGAAUCCCACGCUUCCUGUCCUUGAUGCUCAUCAAAAUAUCAAGGUAGACAAUGAUUCAAGUACUUUGGAUUGUGAUGCUAAAAGGGAAUUGUUGAAAACAAGAGAGGGUUAUUUAUGCAAUUCAGUGGAGUCUAGGUUAAUGAAGUCGAGAGUGGAUUUCGCUGUCAAUGAUGAUUUUGAGGUGGGUCCGGAGCUCGAUGUGCUGCUCAAGUUGUUUUCUGAUGCAGAGGAGGGGGAUGGAAAUGUUGUUAAUGGCGAAGCUUUUCAUCCACAGGAAAGAAAUGGCUUAGAUGGUGAUAGAGUUUUUGUUCAAAUUCGAUGUCCGCUAUGUGGAAUUGACAUCUCUGGCAUGAGUAAUGUACAACGUCAGCUACACUCCAAUGAGUGUCUUGACAAAGGGGAAGCUCAAGCUCAAGAUAUUACUGUUCCUGCUGAUGAAAGCGAGCCUCAAAUUCAUCGUCCAGUUGUUGACAUCUCUCCUGUUCUUGAGUGGAUUCGCAGUUUAGGUUUAGAAAGGUAUGGAGAUAUUUUUGCCCGAGAAGAGAUUGAUUGGGACACCUUACAAUGGCUGACAGAAGAGGAUCUGUUCGGUAUUGGUAUCACUGCACUGGGUCCAAGGAAGAAGAUUGUGCAUGCUCUUAGUGAACAUAGAAAAGGAAGUGCUAAUGUUGUUGAAACUCAUUCUGAUAUGCAUGCCCACUCUGAGGCUCAAAGACAGAGCACCAAUGGAGUUCAAAUUUACAAUGAUGCUUCGGAUAUAACAGUGGACGAAACUAAAAAGAUAGCUGUAAAUAAGUUGAUUACAGAUUAUUUUCCAGGGUCUGUGACUGAUGGGAAGAAAGUCAACACCUCUGUGGGGAAGAGAGGGGUAGGAAAAAGAUGCUCUGAUUCUGGCCUUAAACGUGCUGUGGCGAAAAAUAUUUUCAGAAAUGGCAAACUCAAGGAUGUUCCCUCGUGGUGCUGCAUAGCAGGAACACCAUUUCGAGUGGAUGCUUUUCGAUAUCUUAGAGGAGACUGUUCCCAUUGGUUUCUCACUCAUUUUCAUAUGGACCAUUAUCAAGGUCUAACCAGAUCCUUCUGUCAUGGAAAGAUUUAUUGCUCCUCGAUCACAGCUAUGCUUGUGAAUAUGAAGAUUGGGAUCCCAUGGGACAGAUUGCAAAUUUUACAGCUCAACCAAAAAAUCAAUAUUGCUGGUAUUGAUGUGACCUGCUUGGAUGCAAACCACUGUCCUGGUUCCAUAAUGAUGCUUUUUGAACCACCCAAUGGUAAGGCAAUUCUACAUACAGGGGAUUUUCGCUUUAGUCAGGAAAUGACUAGCAUGCCUGUGUUGCAAUCACUUCCUAUCCAUACUCUUAUCCUAGACACCACUUACUGUAACCCCCAGUAUGACUUUCCAAAGCAAGAGGCUGUAAUUCAGUUCGUCAUUGAUUGCAUUCAAGCUGAAGCUUUCAACCCUAAAACGCUUUUUCUGAUCGGUAGCUACACAAUUGGAAAGGAGCGGCUGUUCUUGGAGGUUGCUCAUGUGCUCCGUAAAAAGGUUUACGUCACCGCAGCAAAACUGCGUAUUUUAAGAUGUUUGGGAUUCUCAGAGGAGGACAUGCAGUGGUUUACAGUGAAUGAACAAGAAAGCCACAUUCAUGUUGUGCCAAUGUGGACACUUGCGAGUUUCAAACGUCUAAAGCACAUAUCUGAUCAAUAUGUGGGUCGAUUCAGUCUCAUAGUUGCUUUCUCUCCUACUGGGUGGACAUUUGGUAAGGGAAAGAAGAAGUCUCCGGGGAGAAGGUGGCAGCAGGGUACGGUUAUAAGGUAUGAAGUGCCGUACAGUGAGCAUUGCAGCUUUACAGAACUCAGAGAUUUUGUUAAGCUUGUAUCUCCGAUGAAUGUAAUACCAAGCGUAAAUAAUGAUGGGCCUGAUUCUGCCAAUGCAAUGAUCUCUCUCCUGUCAUCUUGAUGAGAUUGUAACAUAUGCUAUGUAAUAAACUAGAGGGGAAGGGAAAUUAUUCCAGUAGUCCCUUCUACACAAUUUCAACGAAGGAUGAAUACAAUAGAAGAGAUACAAAAAAACAUUGCGUGAAGUGAAGCACUAACAUUUAAUUUACAGGUAGCCUCUAUUUUUGCGUGAAAGCUUCAUUCUCGCUCCUAUGAGAAAUUUUAUGAAAACCUUUCA